Molecule: messenger RNA, 2279 nt
Organism: Populus nigra (black poplar)
Lineage: Eukaryota; Viridiplantae; Streptophyta; Magnoliopsida; Malpighiales; Salicaceae
Product: external alternative NAD(P)H-ubiquinone oxidoreductase B2, mitochondrial-like
Exons: 10
Coding region: 289-2034 (581 amino acids)
Molecular function (GO): NADH dehydrogenase activity; calcium ion binding
Source: RefSeq, a predicted model, not a curated record
CCGCCUUUUCCUUCCCCUCUAUGACAGUCAACCGAAAAAAAAACCCCGAAAAGAAACAUCUCGCCACCAACUUACAGACAACGCAAACAGUAACGCUUCUAUCUCCUCUCCUGUCCUCUACUACCUUCUCGGGCUCUUUACAUUUCUUCCUCUUCAAGCUACCAACACUGCAUCUCUCUCUCACACUCUCUCUAAAUCCUUUUGAAAGACUUUCUCUGUUUACCUGUAAUUAAAAAUCGCCGACACUGUUUGGUCUUCACAAAUUUAGAGAACCUAAAGUCGGUGAAAAUGAACAGUUUGAGUUUGUUUAAGAGAGCUUCUAGAUGUUUCAAUGACUAUCCUUCUCUCGCUAAACUCGUUGUCGUUUGCACCAUCAGUGGUGGAUGCUAUGUUGCUUACGCAGAUGCAAAUGGAACAGGUGGUGCACCGCCAGUUUUGGAGGAGAUUAAGAAAAAGAAGGUGGUGGUGCUUGGAACUGGUUGGGCGGGAACCAGUUUCUUGAAGAAACUUAACAAUCCCUCAUAUGAUGUUCAGGUGAUAUCGCCUCGCAACUACUUUGCAUUCACUCCUUUGUUACCAAGUGUUACAUGUGGUACGGUGGAGGCUCGCAGCAUUGUCGAACCAAUUCGUAGCAUUGUCAGGAAGAAAAGUAUUGACAUUAGGUACUGGGAAGCUGAAUGUUUCAAGAUUGAAGCAGAAAAUAAGAAAGUUCAUUGUCGACCUAAUUCAGAAUCCAGUAAGAAUGGAAAAGAAGAAUUUGUUGUGGAUUAUGACUAUCUUAUUAUAGCCAUGGGAGCCCGUCCAAACACAUUCAACACACCUGGUGUAGUUGAGAACUGCAAUUUCCUAAAGGAAGUUGAAGAUGCUCAGCAGAUCCGUCAAUCUGUUAUCAACUCAUUUGAGAAGGCAAGCUUGCCGACUUUUAGUGAUGAAGAAAGGAAGAGAAUACUUCAUUUUGUAGUUGUUGGUGGUGGACCAACAGGAGUGGAGUUUGCUGCAGAGCUUCAUGAUUUUGUCAAUGAGGAUUUAGUCAAACUGUAUCCAGCAGCCAAAGAUUUUGUGAAAAUAACACUACUUGAAGCAUCAGAUCAUAUUUUGAACAUGUUUGACAAAAGAAUCACAGGUUUUGCGGAAGAGAAGUUCCAAAGAGAUGGCAUUGAUGUGAAGUUAGGGUCGAUGGUUGUGAAAGUAUCUGAUAAAGAAAUCUCUACUAAAGUAAGAGGGAAUGAUGGUGAAAUUACUACUAUACCAUAUGGAAUGGUCGUCUGGUCAACUGGAAAUGGAACUCAUCCUGUCAUAAAGGAUUUUAUGCAGCAAAUUGGUCAGAGUAAUAGGCGUGCUUUAGCAACUGACGAAUGGUUGCGAGUUGAGGGAUGUAGUACUAUAUAUGCACUUGGUGAUUGUGCAACAGUUAACCAGCGCAAAGUCAUGGAAGAUAUUGCAGCAAUAUUUAAGAAGGCAGACAAGGACAAUUCUGGAACUCUCACAGUAAAAGAAUUUCGGGAAGUCAUUAAAGACAUUUGUGAAAGAUAUCCUCAGGUGGAGCUAUAUUUGAAGAACAAGAAGAUGCGUGACCUUGUUGAUCUCUUGAAGAUGACUAAAGGGGAUGUUGCAAAAGAAGCAAUUGAACUGAAUAUUGAAGAAUUUAAGAAAGCCCUUUCAGAAGUUGAUUCCCAGAUGAAGAAUCUUCCAGCAACAGCUCAGGUUGCGGCUCAGCAAGGCACUUAUCUUGCUAAUUGCUUCAACCGUAUGGAAGAGGCUGAAAAAAACCCUGAAGGUCCUAUCAGGUUCAGGGAAGAAGGGCGCCAUCGCUUCCAUCCCUUUAGAUACAAGCAUUUAGGGCAAUUUGCUCCAUUGGGAGGAGAACAAACAGCAGCACAGCUUCCUGGUGAUUGGGUUUCAAUCGGUCAAAGCUCUCAAUGGCUUUGGUAUUCUGUUUAUGCAAGCAAGCUAGUCAGUUGGCGCACCAGGGUGUUGGUGAUUUCAGAUUGGACAAGGCGUUUCGUCUUUGGAAGGGAUUCCAGUGGCAUUUGAGCAGCUAUCAGCAGGUCGCAAGGUAUCCAUUUGGCAGGAUAAUAGUGCAUACUUUGUUAACCCCACUUUGGCAGUGCUGGAAACUUUGCUUUCAUAUCAUCUUUCAUUAACCAGUUUUGUUGAAUAAACAAACCCUCAAAUCAUGGUAGUUUACCAUAUAUUAAAAAUCUGGAAAGGUGAAUUUGUAUAUUUUACGUGCUAAUGGUCAGGAUCAUUACCCUUCGUGGUGCACAGUUUUCGCAUUA